This is a messenger RNA of Priapulus caudatus, 1722 nucleotides long. Its product is annotated as evolutionarily conserved signaling intermediate in Toll pathway, mitochondrial-like. Bases 61 to 894 code for a protein of 277 amino acids. The record is from RefSeq and is a predicted model, not a curated record. Gene Ontology annotation, cellular component: mitochondrion. The transcript is spliced from 5 exons. NCBI's taxonomy places the organism in Eukaryota, Metazoa, Priapulida, Priapulimorpha, Priapulimorphida, Priapulidae.
CUUGCAGUCGUACAAGGCCAUCCUGUGUUUGUUUCCGGAAGGCAAAAGGUGCCGCAAAACAUGUUCCAGGCUGGGUUUAUUCACUACCCGAAGCAGCAGGAAUGUGCUGUAGAUAUCUUACAGCAUAUGGAGGAUAAUGGCGUGUGUCCGGACGACGAGAUGGGACGGAUGCUGCACGCGCGCUUCGGCGGAGACGGCCACCCCGUCCGCAAGUUCCAGCGCAUGCUCUACUGGAUGCCGAAGUUCAAGCACAUCAGUCCGUUCCCGCUGCCGCGCGCGCUGCCCGACGACCCCGCUGACCUCGCCGUCCUCGCGCUGCGCCGCAUCGCCGUCGACGCCGAAAACAAGAUCGACGUGUACAGGGAGGACGACCUGCCUGACUCGGCAGUCGAUCGAACGUUCGUCGUCACCGCGCAAGCGCCCGAGCAGAUGAGACUGAUCGCCCGGCAUCCGACAGACGUUCCUGUGUUUGUAGAGGGCGCGUUCAAGCUGUGGCUGCGUAACAAGUGGGUGCACUACUUUGUGCUGAAAGCCGACCCGAAAGAGGAGGACGCUACGCGCAGGAAACGCACACAAGAGGAAGAAGAUGCGGAAGAUCCGUCCGACUGGCAGCUGUUCUUCGAGGAGACAACGAGGCGGCAGGAAACGGCAGCAGCGCUGGUUGCCGCGGCGACCGUACACGAGCAGGAGGACGGCUGCGUGCUCGCGCUGUGCGUGACGGGCACGAACAGCCGCGACUCUCUCGCGUCCUGGCUCAAGCUGCUGCAGCGCGACAACCCGGCCCUCGCCGCCAUACCCGUCGUUUUCCGGCUUCGCAGCGCCGCCGCCGAGCUGCAGACCGUCGACGACGCAUCAUCGCAGCAUCCCGCGAGCGUCGUCGAGGCGACGACGUGACUGGGCUUCCUGAUUCACUUGUCCGUCCGCGAGCGAGAUAACGAUAACGAUGACGAUGCCCUGCUGCCUGGGAUGUUGUCGCUAGCUCAGUCAAGCUCACUUGGCGUGUACGCACUCGUGUUUCUCACGGGCUCACGCCAAAAUGUCUACUCGAUCUGUGGUACUUUGUUGCUGAGGAUUGUCUUUCGAGUGUGCCGUCGCGACAAUGAUUUGCUAGUGGUGCUCGUCACUCGUGCAAAGCGCGUAGUUUUGUUCGAGUCAGUUCAGAGCAACAUCGUCAUUAACUAUCAAGGUUUCGGUGCUGUCCCAGGCAUGAGAGAUAUUUGGCUGAGUGAAGCUGUCAUUGGCGAAGAUGUGCAUGGUAAUCUGAUGUCUUGGAAACUCAGUGAAAUGUGCUCCUGAAUGUUCUAUAUGAGUACAAAAUGCACUAAAAGUGCAAAUGAAGUACACUGUGAGAAUAGACAGAAGAUACAGAUGAAUAGUGGCAGAUAUGGGAUUGUGCAUGAAAUAAGUUUGUCAGCCUACUCAUGCAGCCUGUUGUAGGGAUGACUGUAGUAAUAGAUUACAGGCAUUGCAUGUGCAUGCAGCGAGCAGAAUUAGCUAAAUGUGAUUAGGAAGAAGAAGACAAAUAACAAGUAGAUUGUAGAAAAAUUCAAUACUAGGAAUUGUGAGUGUAACUUAGCGGGCUCCAGGAAAGAGUUCCUGCAGAACUUGUUGGCUUGUUAGCGAAAACAAGUAUUGUUUUUCGACGUUUGUUUUAUGGUUAAUAAUGUUAUAUAAUGGUGAUUCAAAUAAUAUACAUGUUUCAUUCAUUAUUAUUCAUUACAA